UGCGACGACCGGCUGCUGUCGGACCGGUACGAGGUCUACUGGAACGGAUCCAACAGCAGGUUCUUCCGGGGCGAGUACACGGUGGAGGUGGCCAUCAACGACUACCUGGACAUCUACUGUCCUCACUACGAGUGGGCGGAGCCAGACGAGCUCAUGGAGCAGUACGUGUUGUACAUGGUGAACUACGACGGCUACACCACCUGCGACCACCACAGGAAGGGGUUCAAACGCUGGGAGUGCAACCGUCCACGGAGCGCCAACGGACCGCUGAAGUUCUCCGAGAAGUUCCAGCUGUUCACCCCGUUCAGCCUGGGCUUCGAGUUCAGGCCGGGACACGAGUACUACUACAUCUCGUCUCCUCAUCCUAACCUGGCUGGUAAACCGUGUCUGAAGCUCAAGAUCUACGUCAAACCGACCAAUGACUCGGUGUACGAGUCUCCGGAGCCCUUCCUGACCGACGACACCACCGGCGGCUGCAGCCUCGCUCUGCCACGCCUCUCCCUGCUGUCGGCCAUGUUGCUCGUCCUCCUCCUCAUCCUCCUCCUCGCCUCCUCAUAGCACCUCCUGCUCCUCUUCUUCUUCCUCCAUUUGGACAGAUCUCCGCCUGCCUGAAGCUCUGAGGAGAAACCCUGAGACAGGAAACAAAUGCAGCGUCCUCCUCUCCCUGACCUCCGACCUUCACCCGAACCUCAGCAGCUCAGCCAAUCAGAGGAGGCUUAGGUCGCUGGUGGGAGGAGCCAAGAGCUUUUUGAGUCA
Anoplopoma fimbria (sablefish) is the source of this 756-nucleotide messenger RNA. RefSeq names its product ephrin-A2-like. The transcript is spliced from 4 exons. The record is from RefSeq and is a predicted model, not a curated record. Gene Ontology annotation, biological process: ephrin receptor signaling pathway; axon guidance; osteoclast differentiation. Gene Ontology annotation, molecular function: ephrin receptor binding. NCBI's taxonomy places the organism in Eukaryota, Metazoa, Chordata, Actinopteri, Perciformes, Anoplopomatidae. The annotation marks the transcript as partial. Gene Ontology annotation, cellular component: plasma membrane.